GCAAAACAUAACAUUCUCAAACAUCCGCUAUGUUCCUUCCCACUAUUCUGUGAAUCUCAAUUUCUCCACCCCUCACGGUUCGUUUGUUUUCCUCGCGACGCGGAGGAGAGUGUAUUCAUACGCGCAAGUAGGUGGAGAAAAUAAAAAGUGAACGAUAUUGACUAUAAGCGACAGCCAACACAGUGUGAAAGUGGCACCAGUUGGCAUUCCCAAAGACCGUCGUUUGAUCUGCUUUUCAUAGCUGUCCCCAUAGAGGGCUGUUACUGAGGGAGGUGUCCUCCUAGUUGGUGACGGUUACAGUAGGCGACACGGAGCCUGUACGUUGUCCUGGCCAGUUUUUUUUCCCAAGACUCAAUAAGGUUGGAUUUCAAGUCUUUGACUAGGCACUUUUGUUAUACUUAAUGCACAUAGUGGUGUGGAGGCCAAGAUGUCAUCGAAGAUGCCAAGCUCUAACAACAUAGCCCAAGCCAGGAGGACAGUACAACAGCUGAGGAUAGAGGCCAGUAUUGAGAGGAUAAAGGUAUCCAAGGCCUCUGCGGACCUCAUGCACUACUGUGGCGAACACGCCAAGUACGACCCUCUGCUCAUGGGCAUACCUGCCUCAGAGAACCCCUUCAAGGACAAAAAGCCUUGCACUAUAUUGUAGUGAAGCCUUUUUAUUUAUCUGUUUGCUUCUUAAUGUUGCCUGUAUUUUAUUUUCCGGGGAGAAUUGGGAUCUAAAACCACUACUCAUCCAUCAAUCUUGCCUUAAAGCCUGUAACAUUUCCCUUUAAUGAAAAUGCUGUAUUUUAUCACUCAAUUUGAACUUGCCAUAGUUACAUACAUAACAUACAGUAAACAGUUAGAAUAUACACUGCCAUUCAAAAGUUUGGGGUCACUUAGAAAUGGUCCAUUAAAAUAACAUCAAAUUGAUCUGAAAUACAGUGGAGACAUUGUUAAUGUUGUAAAUGACCAUUGUAACUGGAAAUGGCAGA
Oncorhynchus mykiss (rainbow trout) is the source of this 974-nucleotide messenger RNA. It is a transcript of the gene gng12a, whose product is annotated as G protein subunit gamma 12a. Gene Ontology annotation, cellular component: heterotrimeric G-protein complex. The record is from RefSeq and is a predicted model, not a curated record. Gene Ontology annotation, molecular function: G-protein beta-subunit binding. Gene Ontology annotation, biological process: G protein-coupled receptor signaling pathway. Lineage: Eukaryota; Metazoa; Chordata; Actinopteri; Salmoniformes; Salmonidae.